Messenger RNA from Anolis sagrei ordinatus, 2737 nucleotides. NCBI's taxonomy places the organism in Eukaryota, Metazoa, Chordata, Lepidosauria, Squamata, Anolidae. The record is from RefSeq and is a predicted model, not a curated record.
GUGAUUGGCUGCUUGGUUGGACCGGAAGCGGAAGCGGGUGAAAGAUGCCUGUGAAGGGAAAAGGGAAAGGAUGGAGAAGUGGGUUUUGACUGCUGAAGAGACUUCAGUCAUCCAAUCCUUGGUUAAUGGAUUCCAGGUCUUAAGUGUUUGAAUCUGUGCUAGUUUGUUUUGACUGCUGAAGAGACUUCAGUCAUCCAAUCCUUGGUUAAUGGAUUCCAGGUCUUAAGAGUUUGAAUCUAUGCUAGUUUGGAAGAAACAAAGACUGCUUUGUCUUACAAUUAUCAAGUGAGGUGCAUUUUUGAUAUUGAACAUGGCAACAACUCUUUCAGUGUUGCAAGAGGAACUUGCUUCUGUAGAUAGUGAACUGCAGGCAGUGGAGAUCCAAGUCCAAGAACUCCUGGAACGUCAGCAGGACCUUCUUCAGAAGAAGUCAGUCCUGACAAAGAAAAUAAAGCAAUUUUCUGAUACUGAGAGUGGGAGCAGCAAAGAUACGGAAUCAGCAGUAGAGGACUGGAACAAGGAAGAUUUUCCAUGGUCCAAAAAGGUCAGAGAAGUGUUGCGAAAUAACUUCAAGCUCCCCAAAUUUAGACCUUUACAACUGGAAACAAUCAAUGUAACAAUGGCAGGAAGAGAUGUGUUCCUUGUUAUGCCUACAGGUGGAGGGAAGAGUUUGUGUUACCAGCUACCAGCAGUAUGUUCUGAUGGUUUCACACUUGUGAUAUGUCCUCUGGUUUCACUUAUGGAGGAUCAGCUAAUGGUGUUGGAGCAACUUAAAGUUUCUGCAACGUUAUUGAAUGCCUCUAGCAGCAAGGAACAUGUAAAAUGGGUCUAUGCUGAAAUGCUAUCUUCCAGCUCCCAGCUAAAACUCAUUUAUGUGACCCCAGAGAAGAUUGCAAAAAGCAAGAUGUUUGUGUCCAAACUGGAGAAAGCUUAUCAAGCAGGAAGGCUUACGCACAUCGCAGUGGAUGAAGUCCAUUGCUGCAGCCAGUGGGGGCAUGACUUCAGACCUGAUUACAAAUUACUUGGUAUAUUAAAGCGUCAGUUUCCCAAUGCAUCAUUGAUCGGAUUGACUGCAACGGCAACAAGCCAUGUUCUGCGUGAUGCUCAGAAAAUUCUUUGUAUUCAGAAGUGCAUUACCUUCACAGCCUCAUUUAACCGACCCAACCUGUAUUAUGAGGUCCGGCAAAAGUCACCAGUUGCUCAGAACUUCAUUGAGGACAUUGUAAAACUCAUCAAUAGAAGAUACAAAGGUCUUUCAGGAAUUAUCUACUGCUUUUCCCAAAAGGAUGCUGAACAAGUUACAAUGAGUUUACAGCAACUAGGGAUCAAAGCCGGAACUUACCAUGCAAAUAUGGAACAUAAGGAUAAGAGCAGAGUUCACAAGCGCUGGUCUGCCAAUGAAAUCCAGAUUGUAGUGGCCACUGUUGCCUUUGGCAUGGGAAUUGAUAAGCCAGAUGUGAGAUUUGUAAUACAUCAUUCAAUGAGCAAAUCGAUGGAAAACUAUUACCAGGAAAGUGGGCGUGCAGGUCGGGAUGACCAGAAAGCUGAUUGCAUCUUAUACUAUGGUUUUGGGGAUAUAUUCAGAAUCAGCACAAUGGUGGUGAUGGAAAAUGUAGGACAACAGAAACUAUAUGACAUGGUUUCCUAUUGCCACAACCUGAACAGGUGCCGCCGAGUCCUGAUAGCUCAGCACUUUGAUGAGGCUUGGGAUUCCGCCAACUGUAACAAAAUGUGUGACAACUGCUGUCGAGAGGAGCCGUUUGAAAAAAUAGACGUGACAGGACAUUGCCUGGAUAUCAUCAAGAUUUUAAAGCAAGUGGACUGCAAGAAGGAGAAGUUCACUCCUCUAAAGCUGAUUGAUGCCUGGCUUGGGAAAGGACUGACAAAACUAGGAGCAGAUGUCGUUCCUACCAAACUUCCGCGUGCCGUACUAGAAAGAAUCAUUGCCCAUUUGAUACUGCAGCAGUACCUGAAAGAAGACUUCAGUUUUACAUCAUUUACUACCAUUUCCUAUGUGAAGAUAGGUCCCAAAGCUGAUCUUCUGAAAAAUAAGGGACAUGUUAUCACCAUGCAAGUGAUAGCAAGCAAAACCAGUAUUGCUAAGGUCAGAUCACCUCAAUUAUCCAGUCCAGCAAGUCAGAUUGGGAAGAAAAUAGAAGCUACAUGCAAAAAACAGAAAAGUAAAAGGACUCUUUUAGAAAACCACAUGCAAGCAAAAAAGCCUAAAACUGCUUUUUCUGAAGAUGAGGGUGAGCUUGUGAUCAUAGAAGAUUAAGAAAACGGAGUCUUAGAUGUCUUGCACUAUUCAUACCGACCUGUAGGAAAAACCAGGCAUGGACAAUAUUGUUUUUUAAAACAAAAAAAGAAAAAAGGAAAAAAAAACCAAUCUGCUUACAAGAUAAAGUGUUUGAAGAAAAUCUUCAUAGUAAUCAAAUAUUACCUGUUAUCAGCUACCGCUAUCAGCGUACAAGCUCAUUUCAGAGUUUCUUUCCUUUUUUGCAUGUCUUUUUGUACAAAAGUUUUGUUUGUGCAGGAAACAUUUUUUCACAUAAGUCAUAAUUCUUUUUUUUCUGUGCAAAUUCUUUGCAGAGUGAUUUUGUUAAACCCAUUAACAUUUGCCAGGAGGUGAUGAGGCAUUGGUCUUUUUCUCCCCAAAGGACAAAGAAUACCUUAUAUCAGUAUUUUAACAGGGGCCUGGAUGCAUUAAAAAGAUACUUUUUAAUUGUAAACAAGAAAA